AUGGCCCUGGGACUGACGAACUGGAGUGGCAACCUGCAGUACAGCGCGCACACACUGCAUCAGCCCACCACCGUGGGCGAGGUGCAAGCAAUCGUGAGGCAGGCAGAUAAAAUCCGUGCUGUGGGAUCGCGUCACAGCUUCAACCCGAUUGCAGACUCGCCGAACCUCAUCUCGUGUAGCAAGAUGAAAGUCAUCCACAUUGACGAACCAAAUCAUUGUGUGACGGUUCAAGCUGGUGUCACUUACGGUGAUCUGUGCCCUUUACUCCAUGAGCGGGGCCUUGCCUUGCACAAUAUGGCAUCGCUGCCACAUAUUUCUGUCUGUGGGGCAGUUGCAACUGCAAGCCAUGGCUCAGGGCAAGACAACGGCAACCUUGCAUCGGUCGUUUCCGGUCUGCACAUCGUGCUGGCAUCAGGGCAGCUCGUGGAGAUCAGGGAUGUUCACGAGCUUCGGCUUGCCGUGGUUGGGCUGGGGUGCCUCGGCAUAGUCACGCAGGUAUCAUUGCGCUUGCAGCCGACAUUUUUCAUCCGACAGCGAUGCUUCGAAGGGCUGCAGCUACGAUCGAUUUCUUCGCAGGCGCACUUGGAUGCAGUUCUCGGUGCUGCGUACUCUGUCAGCAUAUGGACCACGUGGCUUCCGUCGGGACCGGCUAUGAAGUUCAAAGUUUGGGCAAAGGACCGGAUGGAUGGGACCGAUCACAAAGAGGGGCCUCUGCAGAGCUGUCUUCGCGAGGGCACGUCCCCGCUUAGCAAGUGUACGGAGUGCCAAGAGCAGCAGCACCCCGUGAUGGGAAUGGAUGCGACGGUGUGUACCGAGCAGGGUCACCCUGGCCCGUGGCAUCAGCGGCUUCCACAUUUUAAGGCCGACCAUGCACCUAAUGUUGGAGAGGAGUUGCAAUCGGAAUACUUCGUCGCUCGGAGAGAUUCUGCGCAAGCACUCUUAGCCCUGGCAGAGAUUUCGAGUGUUUUUCAACCGUUUUUGCUGGUUUCCGAGAUCCGCGCAGUGGCGGCGGAUGAGUUGCUCUUGAGCCCGCAUUCCAAAGGCCUCGUGGGGGAGGCCGGCAGCGUUGGAUUUCAUUUCACGUGGCGCAUGAGGCAGCACGAGGUCAUGUCACUGGUAUUGCCGGCCGUGGAGGAGGCGCUUGAACCUUUCCAAGCACGCCCGCACUGGGGCAAGCUCUUCGCGAUGUCACGCCAGCGUCUGGAAUCGCUCUAUGGCCCUGUGCUUGCAGAAUUUCGUGCCUUUGCACGGAAAUUGGAUCCCACGGGCAAGUUCGCAAACGAGUUGUCAGUUCAAGCAGAGGUGGGUGAGCCAGACGAUUGGCCUGUUCCUGUGCGCUGUUGGAAGUUCUUGUCUGCGAGCCUGGCUAAGGCAUCUUUGGCAGAAGGGGUCGAGCAGGAGGUUUUGGAAUACCUGACGGCUUCUGCCGUCGACCUGCUUCAGGAUGCCUCCAAGCGAGCGGAGGCGGCUGAAGAGUUAGAGCAAUCAGUGGCGCCUCAUUUGGAGGCCGCCGGUGUGGGGGGCAUCGAUGCCUUUCUCAAGGACUUAUUAGAUAGGAUUUUUCCAGAGAAGGAUGCGGCCAAAGAGGUUGCCGCUACUUCGAAGUCAGAUGAAGACCUUGUUUGUUGCAUUCCGAACUUGAUCCUGAUGUACGGGGGCAGCGUCAAGCCGUUGCUGAGCAACACGCUUUUUGAACUUCGACGUGGCCGCCGGUAUGGCAUCGUUGGACAGAAUGGUGCUGGUAAGACAACCUUGAUGUCAAGGGUUGCUGUUGGCGACUUGCCUGGCAUGGAGAAGCUCAAGUGCUACCACUUGGAGCACGAGGGGAUAUUGGACAACAUAGACAGAAGAACUUCGUGCAGUGAGUUUGUGAAGCUGAAAUGCGAAGGAAUUGACAGUCGCUCCACAGACAAGUACCUUCACGAUGUGGGCUUCGACUCGGAUAUGUUCAGCAAGCAGGUUGGCGAGUUGAGUGGAGGCUGGAAGAUGCGGCUCGCCCUGGCGUGUGCUGUUGCCCAGGGUGCGGACGUGUUUUUGCUGGACGAGCCGACAAACCACUUAGAUUCCGUCGCCGUCCGGUGGCUCCAAAACUACCUGGUGACACAGGGCAAGAGGAUAACCGCCAUGAUCAUCUCACACGAUGCCGGCUUCCUGAACCAUGCCUGCACGGACAUCGUGCACUUCACAAAGGAGGGCAAAUUGGUGUACUACGAGGGAAACUUCGAUGCCUUCAGGGCAAAGACAAAGCUGGAUGCCGAGGGGGCCAAAAGUGUAUUGACAGUCAGAGGUCACGAAGGGAAGACGCAGGAUGAUCAAGAGAAGCCAGUGGAAGGCAAGCAAUUGGGGGUUUUACCCGCGGAUGGAGAUGAGGACGGCAUGAGAUUUCCCAUGCCAGGAAAGAUCGAGGGACUCGGUACGGCCAGCAAGCCGGUGGCAACAGUCACCAACCUGAACUUCAAGUACUUCGAGGAUGCCCCCUUAGUGUUGAAGGGCGUAACCGUCCGGCUUACCAUGGGCAGUCGCAUCGGAGUGGUCGGUCGAAAUGGUGCUGGCAAGUCAACGCUGUUGAACCUUCUUGCUGGUGAGCUCCUUCCACCCGAGGAUGAGACGGGAGAGGUAAGUGCUGUCUGGAGACACAGAAAUCUCCGGCUGGCUUAUAUAGCCCAACACCACUUCUUCCACCUGUCUGAGUUCGUGAAGAGUACGCCUUUGCACUACUUUCAAACACGUUUCAG
This is a messenger RNA of Symbiodinium necroappetens, 2735 nucleotides long. Lineage: Eukaryota; Dinophyceae; Suessiales; Symbiodiniaceae. The record is from the annotation of a GenBank genome assembly.